GCAGUUGGAUGAAGCGCUCCGCUUUCAGUGCGUAAAACUGUUUGCAUACCAUUCUGCACUCAGCACUGCGUACUCGGCCAGAUCUCUGAGCGCAGGGAUUUAAUAGUUGGACACUGCUGGGUAUCUGCCGAUCAGCAUUUUUUUCUUUCUUUAAUUACACUUCUUUUGUCCAGACUAUUUGUUUGAUGACAUUUACGCGCAGGGAAACCGCUUCCCAGCCAAAGAUCUCUGCAGCGAGCUGCUAUUUAAGCCCAUGAAAACAGGAGAGGAGAGAAACCAUCGGAAAAAGUCAUCAGUUUUCCCUGAACAAAGACGAGGCACAAGAGAAUACACAUGGGGCAGGGAGAGGCUUCAGCGAGGGGGACGACCAUGGAGGGCGACUGUCUGAGCUGCAUCAAGUACCUCAUGUUUGUCUUCAAUUUCUUCAUCUUUUUGGGAGGAUCGUUCCUCCUGGGAGUGGGGGUGUGGGUGCUGGUCGACCCCACAGGCUUCAGAGAAAUCGUAGCAGCCAAUCCUCUGCUCUUCACCGGCGUCUACAUCAUCCUGGGCAUGGGGGGCAUGCUCUUCCUUCUGGGAUUCCUGGGCUGCUGUGGAGCCAUCCGUGAAAACAAGUGUCUGCUGCUCUUUUUCUUCAUGCUCAUCCUCCUCAUCUUCCUGGCGGAGCUGGCUGCCGCCAUCCUGGCCUUCAUAUUUCGGGAGCAUUUGACCAGGGAGUAUUUCACCAAGGAGCUAAAGAGACACUAUCAGGGCUACAACAACACUGAUGUCUUCACCUCCACAUGGAAUGCCAUUAUGACCACAUUUGACUGCUGUGGGGUGAACAGCCCAGAGGAUUUUAAGGACAGUCUGUUCAGGGUGCUCAACCAAAAACACAUGGUGCCAGAAGCCUGCUGCCAGCGUGCCAGUCAAACCGGUGACAUGGCCUAUCUGAGUCAAGAACAGUGCUUAUCAGGCAAUAUGAUGUUCCGCAAUAACAAGGGAUGCUACUCUGCGGUUGUUGACUACUUUGAACUCUACAUCUAUGUGGCCGGAGCAUUGGCUAUUGUGGUGCUAACUAUUGAGCUCUUCGCCAUGGUGUUUGCAAUGUGUCUGUUCAGGGGGAUCCAGUAGACCUGAUCCAUGUGUGAACUUUUUUAUUCUUAAAAAGAAAAAAAAGGGAAUCUGGAAGAAAACAACAAAAAGGACACUUGUUGAUCUUGGUUUUUAAAAUAUAUAUAUUAUUGGAUAAUUUGUGCAAAUUCAAACAAGCUCACGUACUUCGCAGCUGGACUUUUGAGGUACUGGGUAUCAAAACAAUACAAACCAAGCAUAAAGAAGGUGGGCAAAUCAGGAAAAAAACAAAGGUGAUGUAAAUACAUUUGUGUGUAAAGUGGAGAUUUGUGGACCAGGUCUGUCACGGACUGGCUAACAAGAGAAGCCUGAGCAGAAGGCACUGCACUGACUUUUGGAUGAAGAAUAUUUAUAUUAAGUGAAGAUGGCGUUUAAAAAAUAAAAUAAAAUAAAAAGCGGGGUGGGUGUGGGGAAGGAGAUGGUGUAAAAAAUGUGUUUUCUGUACACUUUGGCUAUUUCUGUUUCCUACUGUAAACUGUAGCACACCUCAUUCAUCCACCUGCCUUUUUUAGGACCACUUUUCUUUAAUGCUGUAUUAUAUAAGCUGUGUGUGUGUGUGUGUGUGUGUGUGUGUGUGUGUGUGUGUGUGUGUGUGUGUGUGUGUGUGUGUGUGUGUGUGUGUGUGUGUGUGUGUGUGUGUGUGUGUGUGUGUGUGUGUGUGUGUGUGUGUGUCUGUGUGGAAUUAUGUGUGUGCGUGUGUGUGACAUUCUUCACGAUUCCCUCCCCGAGCCCGAAGGCCAGCCUUGUUUUUCUGUUUUUUGUGUGGUGACGUUUCUUGCAGUAGUGGUUAUACUGUAUGUGGUUUUAGGCAGUGAAAUGUGUGUGUAUGCAUUUGUAUUAGUUUCUUGAUGACUUGAUAACAUAAAUGGCAUUCUUUAAA
Messenger RNA from Thalassophryne amazonica, 1990 nucleotides. RefSeq names its product tetraspanin 18b (gene tspan18b). NCBI's taxonomy places the organism in Eukaryota, Metazoa, Chordata, Actinopteri, Batrachoidiformes, Batrachoididae. The transcript has 9 exons. Gene Ontology annotation, cellular component: membrane. The coding region runs from base 334 to 1110 and encodes 258 amino acids. The record is from RefSeq and is a predicted model, not a curated record.